AUGGGUGAUAGUGAAUGUCUGAUGACUCGUCAUGUUGCUUCUGAUCUUCUACGAAGGCUAGUCGUGUCGGAAACCCAAACGGUGUCUUCAAUCCCAGUGAUCACUUCAACUGGAAAGGAUGUGAUGAAUUAUCCGUUUUUCAAAAGGUGCAUCCAGCAGACUGCGGAAUUGCUGGUGACACUCGAUCCGAGGUUUGAAGAAACUCUGAAGGAAAAACUCGACGCUGGUGAACAUAUAGGUGAUCUAAUAAGUCCUGAUCAAAUAUUGUCUUUGGUUGAUACAGCCGUGAAGACUUCAGUCGAGACAUCGAAGCCAGAGAUUGUAUAUCAGUGUAGACUUAUCACAGAGGGGCUUCGACUAGCAGAAGUGUGCACUGCUGACGAGGAUCUUCGAAAUGGGUUGUUGGAAGUUACAACUGCAGCUUUAUGUGCUCAUAUCUCCGAGACGCAACUCAUAACAAAUCCUGUCGUGGUUUUCAUGGAAAAACCUCCGUCUCAGCGAACAGAAAAGACUGCUGAAUGGGGUGUUCAUGGUGUAGCGGUGGUUCUGGAAUUGCUGCGACUACUCGCUUCUCUCAAAGACUUUUCCAAGCUUCACAAGGAUCAGUACUGGAGAUCAUUGAAGGAUCCUCGCCUUAUAUCGUUUCUUGCCUUUGCACUCGCAUACGGUGACCACGAAAUGGUACAUAACGCACUGGUUAUUUAUACGCAUUGCUCGCAAUUGCAGGCUUUUCCAAGUCGAUGGUCAAGAAGCUGUGAACCGAUGGAUACAGCAGCUGCAGUACCUGCUGUGGUAGUGUCGCCCAGGAGAAGCUCCAAAGAAAAUGAACGUGUAUUGGACGAAGUUCUUCAGAGGAUAAGAGAUGGAUUUAGUGUGAAGGAUGCAAAGAUAUCAGAUGUUUUAUCUGCGUACGAGAAGAAGAUACUGUUAAUGGAGCGAAGAGAACGAGAAUUGGAGUUGUUGCUAUCAGCUAAAGAUCAAGCGCUAGCUCAGAGCGAGAAGCUGCGCAUCCAAUUUCGAGGAGCAGGAAGUAACAACAAUGACAUGGCUCGAGUCCGGUCACUGGUAUCAGAUUGUGAAGCCUUGCGAGAAAAGAAUGAAGCCGUUACCAAGGAGCUGGAAGCAACACGACAGUUACUGCAAGAGAAAACUGCCACG
Molecule: messenger RNA, 1158 nt
Organism: Cooperia oncophora
Lineage: Eukaryota; Metazoa; Nematoda; Chromadorea; Rhabditida; Trichostrongylidae
Source: the annotation of a GenBank genome assembly